This is a messenger RNA of Parasteatoda tepidariorum (common house spider), 416 nucleotides long. NCBI's taxonomy places the organism in Eukaryota, Metazoa, Arthropoda, Arachnida, Araneae, Theridiidae. The record is from RefSeq and is a predicted model, not a curated record.
UUAAGAGCGCUUGGUAUAGAACCUACAGCAAAGAAAGUGAAAAAGUUGAUUGAACGAGUAGCAAUUAAUUCAGAUAUAUUAUCCAGAGAAGAAUUUGAAAAAAUGAUGGUCGCAGUCAUUAACGAUAUUGAUUCCGAUGAUCACAUGUUACUGUCCUUUCAUCAAUUGACUUUAAACAAAUCGAAUACAAUUUCGGUUGAUGACUUAAAAAGAACAGCCGAUCUCUUCAGCAUGGAUUUGUCGAAUGAAGAAUUACAAGAAAUGAUAAGUACUGCAAGUGGAGAUCAAAAUGGAAUGGUAACAAAAGAACAAUUCCUAGAAAUUGGUCGUAAAAUAUUUUAAGUCUUUGAAAACCAAGCUUGUAUUUUUAAAAACAAUAAUGAAAUAAAAUUGAUAAAACACAUCAUGCUUAAAAA